UAAAUGUUGAACAGGACAUGCAAAUAUUCAAUCCUCAUCGAUGGACGAUGUGAUUAUGAUUGUUCCUUCAUAUAGCUUCGUCAAAUCAAUCCACAAGUCGCUAUCGGGAACAAAUAACAUAUCUAAUCUCAAACUUCUUACAGGUUCUAUUGACGUUCUAUACAUAUUUUUCAGAUUCUUUACUGGUUCUUGAAGUUACUCAAGAGUUUUCGUUAACUUUUGCGGAUAUUCAUGGUUUGAAAGUCAUCUUUUUGGAUGCAUUUGUUGGAUGGACCUGUCAGUUUGCAUCUUCACUCCCUCCUUCCCUCAGUGACAACACUGGAGGGAUCCGCAUGGCUGGAAUAGUCAAUAACAUAGUAAUGGAGACGCUUGCCUUUAUUGAUGACAUUACAAAUGAAUUAAAAUUGGGAUAUUCCGAAGUACCGAAACCCCUGAUGGAUUUUUCAAAUCACCUGAAGUUUGUGAUGAAAACUUCAUCUAGGCGUGCGUUUGGCUGGAUUGAUUAUUGUUGUAAAUUAAGGAGUUACUGUAGCAGGAUGUUACAUUGUAUCAACUUCACAAAUACAUCUUUGGCAAGUUAUACUUCUUAUUGUAUAAGUUUACAUCUAGUCUUCUGAAGAGGAUUUAGAAAAAGUGUUUGAACCGUAUUCGAAAAUUCCGUGCACCACCUUAAGCAUUUCAGCAUUAAAAACAUUAACUAAACGUGAAGUAAUGAAAGACACUGUUAAUACUGAGAACUCAUUAAUCUCAUUGCAUAUUCAUAUGGAUUCAAACUUGUUCAGUAACAUUUACAGACUGGCGUAUGAUAAAAGCGGUAUUAUACAGAUCAUUGAACAGGUGCAAACAGAUUGCCAGGAUCUAAAUAAAGCAGAUAAUAAAAACUUACCCAGUCUUGUCAACAUUCAACAACAUUUACUUAAAUUGUCAUCAGUUUUUAUUACUUUGGAUACUUUGAGGCGAUUCAGUGACGAAAUACCACUUGAACAACUCCAAACACCAGUAAUUUUAGCCGAUAGUAAGGGAUUGAAACAUACGCCCAUAAUUAGUGGUAAUGAAAACGCCGAUAUGAAUUGUGAACGAAAAGGAAAAAGAUUAGUUGACAAAUGUUGCUUUGAACAAUUUUGUGGACCAUCACCCUCAACAUCAGUGUGUACACCUGUCCCUAAAGAAAAGAAGAAAGUUCGGAAGUAUAUAAUCCAUCUUCCGAAAGAGGAAUGGAAAUCACACAAAACACCUUGGACGAUUGAAGAAUCUAUAGCAUUAUGGCAUGGAGUAAUGUAUGCUCCUGGUUCAAAAAGUUGGUCUCAAAUCUGGCAUCAAUCCUUUCGACAUAGUAAUCGUAGUCAAGUAAAUUUAAAAGACCGGUGGCGUGUAAUAGAUAAUAGUGCAACUAUUAAAAAUGCAAUUCGACAGGCGUACGUUAGUUGGACAUCACAGUUUACAGAUGGAAAAGACAGUUCAGUCAGAUAUAAUCGUUUACCAAUCCCAAUUAUUGUACGUACCUGUCAAUCAACUUGAUCUUUGUAUUUUCUGAAUCUUAAUCGAUUAAAUGUGCAAUAUAUACAAAUAUUUUCUUAAAUUCAAA
This is a messenger RNA of Schistosoma spindalis, 1585 nucleotides long. NCBI's taxonomy places the organism in Eukaryota, Metazoa, Platyhelminthes, Trematoda, Strigeidida, Schistosomatidae. The record is from the annotation of a GenBank genome assembly.